GGAUAACAUCAGUGUGAACUUAGUUUCCGGUUUUAAUAACAACAGUCCUUUUUAUUUAUAUGUUUUAUUAGUUUUGGAAGACUUUUAAUUAAACAGGAUAUCUUUAAGUGGAGAACAUUUAGCUUAGGUUUAUUGUUUAUAGGCUUAUUUAUUUAUUUAGAGCUCAAUUGGAUGUCUAAUGUUUUCCUGUUGAAAUUAAAAAUAGGAAAAUCCUGCUUCCAUGUAUGCGGGUGUCGGAAGCCAUGAAGUAUCCGGGCCGACGUUGCAAAGAAAGAGCUCCUUCUCUCUCUUCUCAUCGACGGAGAGGUGGAUUUUCACAGGGAAAAAGAGGAAGCAAAGAAAAAGGGAUGUGGACUCGCUCAGUCUCUGCAGUCUGGACAUCAACGAGCCUAGCAACAAGCGAGCGAAGCCUCUGUCUCGAGUCACGUCGCUGGCUAACCUCAUCCCUCCAGUGAAAGCUGCUCCACUGAAGCGUAUCGGACAGACGCUGCAGCGCUCCAUCAGCUUCCGCAGUGAAAGCAGGACGGAGAUCAUGCCUCCUCGGCCAUGGAGCAGGCAGGCACCAGCGGCCAACACCAAGCGAAGAGACAGCAAGCUGUGGAGCGAGACCUUCGAUGUAGGACUGGGACAGACGCUGUCCUCGAAAGAGAUAAAAAGGCAGGAGGCCAUUUUUGAACUGUCUCAAGGAGAGCAGGACCUGAUUGAAGACCUCAAGCUGGCCAAAAAGGCCUACCAUGACCCUAUGCUGAAGCUGUCCAUUAUGACGGAACAUGAGCUCAAUCAGAUAUUCGGCACCCUGGAUUCUCUCAUCCCGCUGCACGAAGAUCUCCUGAGUCGACUCCGAGAGGCCAGGAAGCCCGACGGCUCGACAGACCACGUGGGCCACAUUUUAGUGAGUUGGCUGCCCUGUCUGGACUCGUACAACAGCUACUGCAGUAACCAAGUGGCUGCCAAAGCCUUACUGGACCAUAAAAAGCAGGACCACCGGGUGCACGACUUCCUGCAGCGCUGUCUGGAGUCACCCUUCAGUCGAAAGCUGGACCUGUGGAACUUUCUAGACAUCCCACGCAGCCGGCUCGUGAAAUAUCCACUGCUGCUCCGUGAGAUCCUGAAACACACGCCUAACGACCACCCGGACUGCCAGCAUCUGGACGAGGCCAUCAACAUGAUCCAGAGCAUUGUGGCAGAGAUUAACACCAAGACGGGCGAGUCGGAGUGCCACUAUUAUAAAGAGCGUCUGCUGUACUUGGAGGAGAGUCAGAGAGACCUGCUGAUCGACAGCUCCCGCAUUCUCAGCUGCCAUGGAGAGCUGAAGAACAACAGAGGAGCUAAGCUACACGUGUUCCUGUUCCAGGACGUGUUGGUGAUCACGCGGGCCGUCACUCAUAACGAGCAGCUCUGCUAUCAGCUCUACCGGCAGCCCAUCCCAGUGCGGGAUCUCGAGUGGGAGGACCUGCAGGACGGCGAGAUCCGUCUGGGCGGCUCCAUCAGAGGGGCUUUCAGCAACACUGAGAAGACCAAGAACUUUUUCCGGGUGACGUUCUGCAGCGGAGGUCAGCUCCAGUCCCACUCCUUCCAAGCCAGUGACUCUUUCAACAAGCAACAAUGGCUGAACUGCAUACGACAGGCUAAAGUAGCGAUCGGCUCUCAGCCUUCCCAGCACAUGGCUCCUGCUCGGGACAAAAUGGAGGAGCGCAUGGACCAAAGCGACAGCGAUUCCUCAGACUGUAGCAUGGACACUAGCGAUCCCGGUGCUGAGGCUGGAACGCAGCUGAUGGAGCACACACACGUGGACUUGUGAAUGCCGUACUGUCAUAGUAACGUGAUCGGUCGUCUGCAGUCAUCUCCACUCACCAAGCCAACCUGUACAGUAUCGUCAUGGAGAAGCCGCAGAGCAGAGAGAGCACUACUUUUCCCACCACUACUUUAUUUUCAUGUCUCUUUCGAUCCGUCUGUCUCUCUCUGUGGUGCAUUCUGUCGCACUCCCAACUGUGAAACUGUGUCAGGUUUGCCUGUCGUCUGAACAGGACUCGGGUCAAGAGGACACACUUAAUUUCAUUCCUCACAGCGUGAACCUAAAAGUGGUCCUCUGAGGAGAGGAAAGAUUCCGCGUUGAAAGAUGUAUUAUAUUUAUGUCAACGUACUGUGUUGUGUCUGCAAAAACGCCCCAGACAAAACGACCAGACGAAUGUUUUCAUGACAAUCAAGAAGUGGCGGUUUUGGUGGCGCACAGUGUUUUAAAGCCUAAGGGGUUGUACUGACAUUUCUACACUUAUUCGAGACCCAUCUUGAAGUUCUUGUGGUCAUGGAUGCUUUCCGCACUCAAAAAAAAAAAAGCAAGACGUGAGGAGAGUGAAGCCAAAACCGUGCAGCUUUGUGAUGAACAUGUUGCUUCACGUCUCAUGUGCGUGUUUCUAUCCCGACAUCAGAACGCAGAUAAACAGUGUCCAAAAAAAUCCAUCAUGCCAUUUAAGCUGUUCCCUACAAAGGUUAGGUUUAAAUUAAAUGAGCUGCAUCCAGCCAGACAACGGAGGCCAAUUCCAUUAAAGCACUUUGAAAAAAAAAAAAAUUAGCCUGUUUGGCAGAAACGUCAGGUAACCAUCAAAAGAUAAGCAACGGAAAGAUCAGUUUUGUGAAAAUGUAGCUGAAGCUCUCACUUGGUGUAAAGCUGUAAUUGCUUGUGCCAUGUUGCUCAGCAUAACUUGUCUUUUCCACAGGUGUUUGUGUGCGCGUGUGUGUGUGUGUAUGCGCCAGUGUAUCGCAUCAUGCUUUGCUAAAAACAUUGCCAAAAAGUGUUUUAAUCCUGUGCGUGUUUACCUGUGGGGCCUUGCUAUUUUGUUCCACGUUUGAGGAAUCUGCAUCGCCACUAUAGAAAUUAUUCAAAAUACAUUUGUUUUUAUUGAUUUUUUUUUUUUUAAAGAAAUGUAAUAAAAUUUAUGCAGUAGUGUGGUUAUUUAUAGCUUAUUUUUCACUUGACCUAACUAUGCUGUUCUUUCAUUUCAAGUGCUCAUAGAACAGGAAGUGUUACUGAAGGUGAGCGAAAUAGCGUUUUUACGAUUUGGAUAGAAGGACAUGGUUUGAAGGAAUGGAAGUAAAGCCAUACAGAGGGGUAUGUGAACACGUGAUGAUUGUGUUAGCACGGUGUGUGUGUGUAUACUGAUGGAAAGCUGGAAAGUGUGUAUUGAGUACCAAAUAAAUGAUUUAAAACA
Messenger RNA from Neoarius graeffei (lesser salmon catfish), 3209 nucleotides. RefSeq names its product Rho guanine nucleotide exchange factor (GEF) 3 (gene arhgef3). Gene Ontology annotation, biological process: intracellular signal transduction; positive regulation of Rho protein signal transduction. Bases 221 to 1801 code for a protein of 526 amino acids. The transcript has 12 exons. Gene Ontology annotation, molecular function: guanyl-nucleotide exchange factor activity. The record is from RefSeq and is a predicted model, not a curated record. NCBI's taxonomy places the organism in Eukaryota, Metazoa, Chordata, Actinopteri, Siluriformes, Ariidae.